ACAAUUCACAUAUUUGCCUUUCGCUUUCAUUUAUUACACAAACUUUACUCUGUUUCAGAUCUUCAACAACUAAUUAUUUAAAUAAUAGAGGUAGCUGGUGACUAAUUAUUUUCCAUGGUUGUUGGAUAUCGAGAUGGAGCAAACGUACUGUAACAAACCUACCUCUUCAUCAUUAUCAUGUAAAACAGCUGACAGAAAAACAAUUGAGAAAAACAGAAGAAGUCAAAUGAAGGAUCUCUAUAUGAAACUCAAUUCACUUGUCCAUCAUGAUCAACAUUCUAAGGAAUUUUCGUCACUGCCAGAUCAACUAGAAGAAGCAGCCAAUUACAUUAAGAAACUACAGAUAGAUUUGGAGAAAAUGAGACAGAAAAAAGAAGGAUUAACAGCAGCUAGUACUGUAAAUUCAAGAUCAAUGUCAAACAAUAAUGCUGGGAGAACAAUAAUAGAAAGGACGUUGCCAUUGCCACAUAUUGAGAUUCAUAUUGUUGAUUCAGCUCUAGAAGUGCUUCUAAUUACUGGAUCAGAUUAUCACUACAUGUUCAACGAUAUCAUUCGUAUGCUUCAUGAAGAUGGCGUACAAGUUAUUAAUGCCAGUUAUACUGCCGUAGGUGAUUCCAUCUACCAUUCCAUACAUUCCAAGGUGGGAGAAAGUGCAACGUAUUUGUCAGGAUACGGAAAUGCUGCAAGAAUUUCUGAGAAAUUAAAGCAGUUUGUGGGUGCAGCUGCUAGGUUGCUACCAAUCAAACAAUGAAUGUUUUCAUGUUUUUUAAUUUUUUUUUUUGGCAUGUGCUAAAUCAUCUUGUUCAGCUGUUUAGUACUUGUUCAAGGACAAGGUUUCAUUUCCUGCUUGAUGGUACUGGUGGAUUCUUGGCUUUUAUGGUUUUCACUAUUUAUUGAUCACAUAACAAGUUGAUAUUGCACUCAUGUUUUGGCGA
Capsicum annuum is the source of this 935-nucleotide messenger RNA. Its product is annotated as transcription factor bHLH162. Gene Ontology annotation, cellular component: RNA polymerase II transcription regulator complex. NCBI's taxonomy places the organism in Eukaryota, Viridiplantae, Streptophyta, Magnoliopsida, Solanales, Solanaceae. Gene Ontology annotation, biological process: regulation of transcription by RNA polymerase II. Gene Ontology annotation, molecular function: RNA polymerase II transcription regulatory region sequence-specific DNA binding; DNA-binding transcription factor activity, RNA polymerase II-specific; protein dimerization activity. The coding region runs from base 134 to 751 and encodes 205 amino acids. The record is from RefSeq and is a predicted model, not a curated record. The transcript is spliced from 3 exons.